This is a messenger RNA of Aptenodytes forsteri (emperor penguin), 2052 nucleotides long. RefSeq names its product TNF receptor superfamily member 11a (gene TNFRSF11A). NCBI's taxonomy places the organism in Eukaryota, Metazoa, Chordata, Aves, Sphenisciformes, Spheniscidae. Gene Ontology annotation, molecular function: tumor necrosis factor receptor activity; cytokine binding. The transcript is spliced from 10 exons. Gene Ontology annotation, cellular component: external side of plasma membrane. The record is from RefSeq and is a predicted model, not a curated record. Gene Ontology annotation, biological process: response to interleukin-1; positive regulation of bone resorption; ossification.
AUGCCCGUCCCGUCAGGCUGCUGGCUCCUUCUCCUUUGCCUCGCUGCUGCUGGCAAACAGUUGUCACUACAGAUCACUCCGCCGUGUGAAAGCGAACAACACUAUGAAUACUCUGGACGGUGCUGCACAAAGUGUGAGCCAGGAAAGUAUAUGUCUGCUAGAUGCACUAGUACUUCUGAUAGCAUGUGUCAGUCAUGUGGCCCAAACGAGUAUAUGGAUGUCUGGAAUGAAGAAGAUAAAUGCUUACUACAUAAAAUAUGUGAUCAAGGGAAAGCUUUGAGAGAAGUGAACCCAGGGAACAGCACGUUCCAGCGGCAGUGUGCUUGUACGAUGGGCUACCACUGGAAUGAAGACUGUGACUGCUGUCAGCGAAAUACCAUAUGUGCUCCAGGAUUCGGAGUCACGCAUCCUGUGCAACAAGACAAAGACACAAUGUGUACACCAUGUCCCAGAGGCUACUUCUCAAAGGUUGCUUCAUCCACCGACGAGUGUAAAUCCUGGACCAACUGUACAGCUCUAGGAAUGGCAGAAAUAGUGCCUGGGACUGACAAGUCGGAUGCAGUUUGCGCAGAACGGAAGAUGCCUGCGCCAUCGGAAGACGGUAUGUGUCCUCAUACAAAUUAUCUGUUAGAAAGUACCAGGGAGGAGGAGGGAUGUGUUUACUAGGGAACAAACAGGAUCUUAUAUGUGUUGAUUGUCAUCUUGUUUUUUGUGGCACUAAUUGGCAUUGUCAUCUUCAUCAUAUACUACAAGAAUAAGGGAAAAAAGCUGACAGCAGAUCUACAGAAUUGGGCUAAUGAAGUGUGCAGCCAAAUAAAAGGAACAAAGGAGCCCCCAAGGGAUGCAUUUGUUACCGUGAACACCACGAAUGCUACUGUCCCCCACACCUCUGAAGGCAUGUGUCUCCUGGGCCCUGCUGGCUCUCCUGCCCCUGGAAACUUGUGCUGCACCAGUGGCCACGCUCCUUGCAGGAACGGGAGCCCUGGCAUGGUGCCCUGCGAGGCGGGAGGGAGCCUCCAAGAGUUUUCUGUGGUAACUGAGACUGGUGAUGACCAUUUCCCACCAGUUCCCACAGAAGAUGAAUACAUGGACAAGGAUCUCUAUACCACUGAUUAUUUAUCUUUACUGAGUCGGACUGCCAGUAAAACAGUGUCAUCAUUUUCAGAACCAAUGGAGGCAGGGGAGAACGACAGCUUAAAUCAGUACUUUUCAGGGAUUGGAAGCACAGAGGACAUAUCAGUCUCUCAAGGCUCUCACCCUUCCUCCGACACAGGUGGGGCACACACUGCCACGGACAAACUUCUUCAGAAAUCUUGCCAACAUGCCCACAGUUGCCUGAAGGAAACAGGCAACAAAGACACAGAUCGUUUUGCAACAAACUAUGACUCAGAGAAGGUCUGUGUGAGGUGUGGCAUUUCGUACAGGGAAUCUCCCAGAAAGUGGAGCAAACCCUGUUGUGCUGUAGCUGACAGUGCCUCCACCUCCCCAGAAACUGGAUCCUGUGCACACUGCACCUGUGGCUUGAAUUUUCUCUCUGCUGGUCAGAGCACCCUAGCGAGUGAUCAUGGUAUGAAAGAUGCAUCUUCGGAUAGUACCAACAUGAAGUACCAGAACGCAAACAGAAGCACUUCAGGGACAAACAGCAGCACUUCAGACCUCCCUCCAGCAUCUGGAAAUGUGACUGGAAACAGUAACUCCACCUUUAUCUCAAGUGGACAAGUAAUGAAUUUCAAGGGCGACAUCAUUGUUGUCUACCUUAGCCAAAACUCCCAGGAGGGGGCAACGGUCUCGGGGCCGAGCGAGGAGAACGUGGGCAGCCCCGUGCAGGAGGAAAACCUCAUCCGCUGCGAGACUUUUGCCGGCAAUGCCCAGCACUACAAGGAGAAGUGUGCCGAGCUGCAGGGCGCCUGCCCGGCAGCAGGGAGCAGGGGGCCGCGGCAGACCACCGGACCCCUGGCCCAGGAGCGGGGCCCGUCCUGCUGCGGCCAGGCCUCGCAGCCUGUGCAGGAGGAGGGGAAGCUGGGACACUUCUCGGAGAAAGUGUUGAAUUGA